AUGCAGGUGUCAGCCCUGGAGGCAAGACAGCAUUCCAGAGAGAAGGAGGUAGAGGCUCUGAGGAGACAGGUCCUCGACUACCAGGUAAGACAACCCAACCCUUACACUAUUCAACUCUAUUUAACCCCAGUCAUCAAACUCAUCCUCAUUCUAUUCAAGUAACACAACCUCGAGAUGAGAAAUCUUCUUAUUUUCAAUAGUUGACAAAGUUGAACUAUGAUUCCAGAGCUUUUCAAAAUAAACAGUUGUGAGUGAGGCUAGGUUGGAGUGCUAUGCCUGGGUAUUUAUUGUGCAUAGUUUGAAUAGCUAGCUACCAUGUUGCUCAAAUAUAUCUCACUACUAGCAUUGUUGCUAAUGCUAACAUUUUCCUCCUGCUCUGUCUUGCUUUGCUUACCCAGUCCCAGUCAGACGAGAGGGCCCUGAUCGCCAAGCUCCACCAGCACAUUGUAGCUCUGCAGCUCAGUGAAUCAGCCACUGUAGGGAAACUAGAGGCCACCACCACCCGGAUACAGCAGCUGGAGGCCUACAAGCUUCGCGCAGAACAAAAACUGGAUGCCCGCGAGAAAUCGCUGAAUCAUGCUCGCCAGGAGGGCCGGAACCGAGCCAGGCAUCUCCAACAGACCAUCCAGUCUCUCCGCAGGCAGUUUGCCGGAGACCUACCCUUAGCCCAGCAGGAGAAGUUCUCUCAGACCAUGAUGCGCCUGCAGGAGGAUAGAGGGACCGUGCAGGAGGAGAAGAGGAGAGUGGAGGAGGAGAGGAGGAGGGCAGAGGGGAAGGCACAGGAGCUGGAGCUGAGGCUGAGAGGGUUAGAGGAGCUCAUAGCGAUGCUGAAGGAUGUGAAGGGAGCUCAGAAGGUGGGUGGGCAAGGACGGACUGUUCCAAACACUAUAGCCCUCUUGGUUUUCAUUAGCUCAGUACUGUUAUUCAUUACAGGCUAGUAUUGCUAUCCCUCAGUGUCUUAAUUGCAAAAGCCCAACUCUGCCAUUGUAUAGCUUUUCUUCUCACUGUGGGCCAGUACUAUAACUAUUCCUCUUCACCAAACUCCAGUACAUUGUCUUCCAUGGAAAAAUAUGUUUUUCCUCAUGUUUUCUUUAUGAAUGUUCUCAGGUGAACGAAUGGCACAAAAAGUUGGAGGAGGCUCGUCUGCAUGAGCUGAGGCGAGGCCGGGAGCUGGAGGUACAGAGAGAGGAAAUCAGAUACCUGAGGAGCCUGGUGGCCGAGCAAGAGAAAACCAUCCAUACCCUGGAGGAGGACAGUGUACAGCAACACACUGUGAGAAGAGAAAGCACACUUCAGACAGAUAGGCAGGCACUUUUCACAGACAGAGAGAGAGACACACACACACACAGAAAUUGA
This is a messenger RNA of Coregonus sp. 'balchen', 1356 nucleotides long. The record is from the annotation of a GenBank genome assembly. NCBI's taxonomy places the organism in Eukaryota, Metazoa, Chordata, Actinopteri, Salmoniformes, Salmonidae.